UUGUUUGUUGUAUUAUAUUUAAAAAGUAUUAUAAUUAUUAUUAUUCCUUGCCAGCAUCUGCAUGCAAGAACAAGUAGCAUUGAAUUCAAUUCAAAGUUUAGUCCCGGCAAAAUGAAAGCAGUUUGGGAUUUCGACCGGGAAACCCUAGAGAGUUUCAGCAACCCUUUGGAAUCAGUCUGAUCCGAUCCAUCCUCAAAAACCCUAGAAAAGGAUCAGGGCAUAGCUACGCACGACCCGCUUCCUUCUCCUCCGCCCCUGUUCUUGAAUUCUCAUCUGUAAACACGGGACGAUUUCGGAGGAGGAAUUUGAAAUUCAAAAACUGGGUGUCUAAGGAGAUUUUAGUUCAACAAUGGCAGGCAAUAAGGACGGGGACGAGAGGGUUAUAGCCGCUGCCCAGCAGAUUCUCAAGAGCUUAGGAACGUCAAAGAACGUUAAGGAAGAUAUGAUUUUGAUCCUGUCCAACUUCGAUAACCGCUUAUCUGCCGUCACGGAUUUGCUUUCUGGCGGGUCAGUCGAAGAGCGGUUGGCGGCGGCGGAGGAGGUCGUUCUGGGUUGGAGCUCCGAUCCGAACUCUCCCGGCGAUUCCACUGCGUACCUUUCGGCGGUGGACGAGAUUCUCAAGCUGAUGGAGGAUUUAUCGGUGGACGGCGAAUUCACCGAUCGAGCCGAGAAUGUGCUGCAUUUGGCGUUGUCGAAGCUGGAGGAUGAGUUUCGGCACGCUCUUGUGCGGAACACUGUUCCGUUGGACGCCGAGACGAUUUGUGCAUCGGUUCAAUCGCAGAGGUUUUCUCUUUCUUUCCAUUCCAAUGAUUGCGUGAUUGAGGAUUCUGAAGAUGAAGAAGGGGCAAGCUGCGACGGUGACGAGAGAGGGGGAAAUUUAGGGGAUUUGGCGGUUGAUCUGAUCAAACCGGACGUCAUUGAUGAUGUCAGGGAUAUAGCUGAGAGGAUGAUAAGAGCAGGUUAUGAGAAGGAGUGCUCUCAGGUUUAUACUAGUGUUCGUGGUGAUGUUUUAGACAAGUGUUUAUUGGUUCUUGGGGUAGAGAAGUUGAGCAUUGAGGAAGUGCAGAAGAUUGGGUGGAAGACUUUGGAUGAGAAGAUGAAGAAGUGGAGUACUGCCGUUAAGGUUGUAAUUAGGGUUUUGUUGUCAGCAGAGAAACGGCUCUGCAAUCGAAUCUUUGUUGGGUCGGAAAUGAUUGGGGAUUCUUGCUUUAGUGAGAUUUCAAAGGGCUGUGUGAUGCAGAUUGUGACUUUUGCUGAGGCAAUUGCAGUUGGGCAGCGAUCUUCGGAAAGGCUAUUUAGGAUACUUGACAUGUAUGAUGCGCUAGCAGAUGUGUUGCCAGAUUUGCAGGCCUUGUUUUUGGAUGAUUCGGGGAGAUAUGUUUGUGAGGAUGUUCAAGGAGUACUGUAUCUGCUAGGAGAGGUGGCAAAAGGGACUGUAUUGGAGUUUGAAAAUGUGGUUCAGAGAGAGACAUCUAGGAAACCAAUACAGGGAGGUGAAAUUCACCCACUUACUCGAUAUGUGAUGAAUUAUGUCAAGUUGCUUGUAGAUUAUACUGAUUCCCUGAAUUUGCUUUUGGCAAAUGAUGUGGGUGAUUCAAAUGGUUUACAAGUUGGUCAUAAUGAUGAUGAUUGUAAUGACAAUGACAAUAAUUUGCAUACAAGUGAUGGAUCUCCAUUGGCACGAUGCUUAGUGUCAAUAAUGGCGUCCCUGGAAUCAAACCUAGAAGAUAAAUCGAAACUCUAUGAGGAUAAGGCAAUGCAGUGUAUCUUCCUGAUGAAUAAUAUACUUUACAUAGUUCAGAAAGUAAAAGAUUCUGAGCUUGGCAAGUUUUUGGGGGACCACUGGAUUCGCAAGCGCCGGGGCCAGAUUCGUCAGUAUGCCACAACUUAUCUCCGGGCUUCUUGGACCAAAGUCUUGUCUUGUUUGAAGGACGAAGGGAUUUGGGGUGGUGGGAGCUCAUCCAAUGUCUCCAAGGCGGCUCUCAAGGAAAGGUUUAAGAAUUUCAACUUGAGUUUUGAAGAGAUCUACAGAAACCAAACAGCUUGGAAGGUCCCAGAUCCUCAGCUUCGAGAAGAGCUUCGAAUUUCUAUAUCAGAGAGGGUUAUACCAGCAUACCGUUCAUUUUUGGGGAGAUUCCGGGGUCCCAUAGAGAAUGGAAGACAUCCCGGAAAAUACAUAAAGUACACAACUGAAGAUCUAGAAAACUUUGUAUUGGACUUAUUUGAAGGGAAUUCUGGUGUUGCACACUAUCUAAGGAAAAAACUAAGUGGCUAGUGAACAGAAUUCUUUUUUAACAGGUAAGCUCCUUGCUCUUAUCGAUAGAGGCGUUGUUGUUCCAUAUGCAUUCAUGUUGAUGUAGUAUUUGUAUUUACAUCAAGAUUUCCAAUAGCUUAAAUUUAUGUGAAAAGGGGGGAUUUCCAGUAGCCCAGCCCUGCUUUUCCUAUUUUAUAAAGUGGAAUGAUGUAGAUGCUGCACAAA
Messenger RNA from Malania oleifera, 2479 nucleotides. RefSeq names its product exocyst complex component EXO70B1-like. The transcript has a single exon. The coding region runs from base 350 to 2275 and encodes 641 amino acids. Gene Ontology annotation, cellular component: exocyst. Lineage: Eukaryota; Viridiplantae; Streptophyta; Magnoliopsida; Santalales; Ximeniaceae. Gene Ontology annotation, biological process: exocytosis. Gene Ontology annotation, molecular function: phosphatidylinositol-4,5-bisphosphate binding. The record is from RefSeq and is a predicted model, not a curated record.